This is a messenger RNA of Adineta steineri, 5088 nucleotides long. The record is from the annotation of a GenBank genome assembly. Lineage: Eukaryota; Metazoa; Rotifera; Eurotatoria; Adinetida; Adinetidae.
AUGCCAUUCUUUAAGAAGAAGAAAUCAGCAGCUGAUGAAGCUGCUGGUGGUGGUGGUGAUUCUUCGAUGUUUGAUAUAACACUUGAUCAAUUGAAAGAACUUAUGGAAGUACGUGGAAAAGAUCUUAAGGAAAAACUUAAAUCAUCAGAAUAUAAUGGUGUUAAAGGCAUCUUAGAAAAAUUAAAAGUCGACGGAAAAAAAGGACUUGACUCAAACAAUGAAGAAGAUUUUAAACAACGUGUCGGAGCUUAUGGGCGAAAUGAAAUUCCACCGAAACCAAUGAAAACAUUCAUAAGAUUAUGUUACGAGGCACUUCAUGAUAUGUUAUUAAUUAUUUUAUUAGUAUGUGCUAUUGUAUCAAUUGGACUUUCAUUUUAUAAAGCACCCUCAAAUGGAACGGAAGAUGAUGAACCUAAUCUUGAAUGGAUUGAAGGUGUAGCUAUUCUUGUUGCUGUUCUUGUUGUUGUAUUUGUAACAGCAUUUAAUGAUUGGCGAAAAGAACGUCAAUUUCGUGGUUUACAAAAUAAAAUUGAGAAAGAUCAACAAACAUCUGUUAUACGAGAUGGUCAUAUACAAGAAAUUCCUGUAGCGGAACUUGUUGUUGGUGAUCUUUGUUUUAUUAAAUACGGUGAUCUUCUACCAGCUGAUGGCUUGGUUGUUCAAGCAAGUGAUCUUAAAAUUGAUGAAUCUUCUAUAACAGGAGAAACAGAUUUAGUAAAAAAAGGUUCAAAAGAUGAUGUAGGAUUAUUAUCAGGUACAAAUGUUAUGGAAGGUAGUGGUCGAAUGGUUGUUGUUGGUGUUGGUCUUAAUUCUCAAGUUGGAAAUAUCAUGAGUUUACUUGGUGCAACUGGAGGUGAUUCAAAAAAGAAGAAGAAAGGGAAAGGAAAAGACAAAGACAAAGACAAAGGCAAAGACAAAGGCAAAGACAAAAAGAAAGAUGAAAAAGAUGAAAAAUCAAAAACUAAAAAACCUAAACCAUUAUCAUCAACAAAAGUUUCACCUGAUAAAUCCACAUCCGAUGAAAAAGAAAGUAAACGUCAAACAACAACUGUAGAAACAAUAGAUGAAACAAAACCAUCAACACCUAAACAUCCACGUGUUCGUAAAUUACCAGAAUUUAAACAAUUAAGUACUGAUGAACAAGAAAUGAAACCAAUUAAAAAGGAAAAGAAUACUAAACAAACAAAAGAACCUAAUACAAGUGAAAGUAGUGAUGAUGAACAAGAAAAGAAAUCGAAGAAAGUAUCUAGUUCAAGUGAAAGCAGUGAUAAUGAUGAAGAUCAAAAGAAGAAAUUAACAAAAACAAAAGUUAAGAAAGAGGAAGAAACAAAAAAAUCUAGUUCAAGUGAAAGUAGUGAUAGUGAAGAAAAGAAGAAAUCCAGUUCAAGUGAAAGUAAUGAUGAUGAACAAGAAAAGAAAAAAUCCAGUUCAGACGAAAUUAAUAAAGAUAAAUCAAAAAAAUCUACUGAUGCAACUGUUGAAAAACCAAAGAAAUCUAGUUCAAAUGAAAAACGUGAUGAAGAACAAAAGAAGAAACCAACAAAAACUCAAAGUAAUAAUGAACAAGAAAAGAAGAAAUCCAGUACAAGUGAAAUUAACAAAGACAAAACGAAGAAAUCGAAUUCAAAUGAAAGUAUUACUGAUGAACAAAAGAAGAAACCAAUAAAAGAUCAGAAACGUGAUACACAAGAAAAGAAACAAUCUAGUUCAGGUGAAAUUAACAAAACGAAAUCGAAAAAAACUGAAAAUGCAAAUGAUGAACAACAGAAGACAUCGAGUACAACUGAAAGUAGUAGUGGUGAAGAACAAAAGAAGAAAUCAACAAAAACUGAAACUACUGUUAAACAAGACAAGAAAAAAUCUAGUUCAAAUGAAAGUAUUAAAGAUAAACCGGAGGAAAAAUCCAGCUCAAGUGAAAGCAGUAGUGAUGAAGAUGAAGAAAAGAAAUCAAGUAAAAAUGAAAAUAAUGAUACAAAACAAAAGAAGAAAACAACAAAAACUGAAACUGUUGUCAAACAAGAUAAGAAGAAAUCCAGUUCAGGUGAAAGCAGUAGUGAUGAAGAAGAAGAAGAAGUAAAGAACUCAGAUAAUGACAAGAAAUUAAAGAAAAAAUCAACAAAAACUGAAACUAUUGUUAAACAAGACAAGAAAAAAUCUAGUUCGAAUGAUAUUUCUAAAGAUAAACAAGAGAAAAAAUCCAGUUCAAGUGAAAGCAGCAGCGAUGAAGAAGAAGAAAAAAAGAAAAAGUUAACCAAAAGUAAAAGUACUGAUAGUAAAUUAGACAAGAAAUCAAAUAAAAAUGAAAGUAGUGGUGAUGAAGAACAAGACAAGAAAUCGAAUAAGAAGAAACAAGAAGAAAGUGAUGAUGAUGAUGAACGACCAUCAACAACUUCAUCUAUUCAAACAAAAAUUGCUAAGGAUGAUAAAAAGAAAUCUGGAAAAGGAAAAGAUGAUAAGGAAGAUUCAGAACAGAAACCACCUGGAUUAGCUGCAUUAGCUGAAGAUGCUGAUGACGAUGAUGAAGGCGGUUCAAACGAUGAAAAACAUAAAUCUGUUCUUCAAGAAAAAUUAACAAAAUUAGCUCUUUAUAUCGGUUAUAUUGGUAUGGCUGCUGCUGUUCUAACAUUAAUUUGUUUAAUUAUUCGUUUCUGUAUUUCAAAUUAUGUUGUGAAAGGCAACAAAGGAUCAGGAGCUGAUGUUUCUUAUUUUAUUUCUUUUCUUAUUCAAGCUAUCACUGUUGUUGUUGUCUCAGUACCAGAAGGUCUUCCUUUGGCUGUUACACUCGCUCUUGCCUAUGCAGUUCGAAAAAUGAUGACAGAUAACAAUCUUGUUCGACAUUUAGAUGCUUGUGAAACAAUGGGUAAUGCAUCAACAAUAUGUUCCGAUAAAACAGGAACAUUAACAACAAAUCGAAUGACAGUUGUACAAUGUUAUUUUAACGGAAAACAUUAUGAUAAAUUACCAAAAAAAGAUGAAAUUGAUAAAGAGAUAUUAGCAACUCUCUUCGAAGGAAUUACUGUUAAUUCAAAUUAUACAUCAAAAAUCGAGAAAGCAAAAGAUGAUGAAGGUUUACCAAAACAAGUUGGUAAUAAAACCGAAUGUGCAUUACUUGAUUUAAUACAAAAAUGGGAUGGUUCCUAUGAUGAAAUUCGUAAGGAAAUUCCAGAAGAAAAAUUAGCAAAAGUAUAUACAUUUAAUUCUGCACGAAAAAUGAUGUCAACAGUUAUUGAACGUGAGGGAGGUUAUCGACUUUAUACAAAAGGCGCAUCAGAAAUGGUUUUAGCAAAAUGUAAAUCAAUUAUUGAUAAGGGUGAUAAACCCAAAGAAUUAAAUGAUCAUGAGAAAAAGAAAAUAACAAAACAUGUUAUAGAAAAAAUGGCUAAUGAUGGUUUACGAACAAUUUGUAUUUGUUAUAAAGAUCUUGGUGAAGAUAAACAAAAUUGGGAUGAUGAAGAUAAAAUAAUCAAAGAUUUAAUUUGUAUUGGUAUUGUUGGAAUUGAAGAUCCUGUUCGUGAUGAAGUACCAGAAGCUAUUGAAAAAUGUCAAAAAGCUGGUGUUGUUGUUCGAAUGGUAACAGGUGAUAAUAUAACAACAGCUCGUUCGAUUGCAACUAAAUGUGGUAUAAUCAAACCGGAUGAUGAUUUUCUUGUACUUGAAGGAAAAGAAUUUAAUAAACGUAUUCGUGAUUCAAAUGGAAAGAUUUCACAAAAGAAACUUGAUGAAAUUUGGCCAAAAUUACGUGUUUUAGCACGUUCAUCACCAACAGAUAAAUAUAAUUUAGUAAAUGGUAUUGUUGAAAGUAAAGUAACAGCACAUCGAGAAGUUGUUGCUGUUACUGGUGAUGGUACAAAUGAUGGACCUGCACUUAAACGUGCUGAUGUUGGAUUUGCUAUGGGUAUUCAAGGAACAGAUGUUGCUAAACAAGCAUCAGAUAUUAUUUUAACUGAUGAUAAUUUCUCAUCGAUUGUUAAAGCAAUGAUGUGGGGAAGAAAUGUUUAUGAUUGUAUUGCAAAAUUUCUUCAAUUUCAACUUACUGCUAAUUUAUCUGCUGGUGUUUUAUCAGUUGUUUCGGCUGCAGCUAUAAGCAGUGUUCCAUUACGAGCUGUUCAAAUGCUUUGGGUUAAUCUUGUUAUGGAUACAUUAGCAUCACUUGCACUUGCAACUGAACCACCAACAGAAGAUUUAUUAAAUCGAAAACCUUAUGGUCGUACGAAAUCAAUUAUAUCACCAAUGAUGAUGCGUAAUAUUCUUGGACAAUCGAUUUAUCAACUUAUUAUUAUGUUUGUUAUACUUUAUGCCGGACAAUACUUUUUAGAUGUUGAAUCUACUGUUAAUAAAAUUCAAUCAAGCCCACAAUCUGGAAGAGAAUUAAGUCAACAAUUUACUUUGGUAUUUAAUGCAUUUGUGCUAAUGACUUUAUUUAAUGAAAUUAAUUCAAGAAAAUUACAUGGUGAAAGAAAUGUAUUUAAAGGAAUAUUCAGCAAUCCAUUUUUUUAUUGUAUUUGGACAUUUUGUUUUGUUGCACAAAUUUUAAUUGUUACUUUUGGUGAUAAAGUUUUUAGUUGUGCACGAUUAAGUAUUAUACAUUGGGCAUGGAGUUUACUUUUUGGUCUCGGAUCACUUGCAUGGCAGCAGGUUCUUCUAUUUAUUCCAAUUGAACCAUUUAGUAAAUGUUUUUCAGCUGUGUAUCGUGUUUGUUGUCCUUGUCUAUAUAAAAAACAACUUAAAGAAAAAGAUGAAGACAAAGGUGAAGACAAAGGCGAACGACCAAAGUCUGCUGAUCAAAAGAAACAAAAGAAACCAUCGAAAAAAAGUGAUUCGGAUGAAGAAAGUGAUACUGAGCAUAAUCCACCAGCACCUGGAAAAUAUGCAACAAUUGGUCAUUUAACAAAUGCAACAGUUGUUAUGAAACCACCACCAAUAUUUGCAAGAUAUAUGCUUCGAAAAAGUGUCGAUCGACUUAAUACUGAGUUUCAAGUUAUUAAUGCAUUUCGAUCACGACUCGAAACAGUUAAAGAUAAACGAAAUGAAGAAACUGUUGAACAGAAACGUAGUAGUGUAGCUAAUAUCAUCGAUGAAGAAGUGUGA